ACAUUUUUCACCAAACAACCAUAGCACGAAACAAUAUUCUAAAAUCUCGUUAAAGCUUAUCAGAAUCAAGUAGGACGAGUAAAAUUCAAAAUGGGAGACGCAGAAUUGAAAAAGAGCAAGGUUUCAAUGCUGGCCGUGAACCAGUCUGCUACCAAAUCCCUGGCAGCCUUGGGGCAGAAAUCCCUAAGCAGGAUGAAAAUUAGAAGACCAUCUUUUGGAUUUACUGGAGUUCCUGGAAUCAAGCCCGUUGAAAGAACGUCCCAGCUCGCCUUCGAAUUCAAACGACCACCUCUGGUGUACAGUCCUACCUUCCAACUAGACCCCCACGAAAUGUUUCACCUAGAACAUGUUACAAAGAUCGUGGAGGAAAUGAUCGAUGAGAACUUCGCCGGACACAAGUAUAAUGUUCAGGAAUCCCCAGCUCUGGCCCUUCGUCUAGCAGGGGAACUGAUGCGCAAGAUCAAAGCCAUGGCCUUCAACCGCUACCGCGUCAUUUCCGUGGUCACCAUCGGCCAAAAGCGAUCUCAGAGCUUCAAUAACGCCAUAUCAUUCAUAUGGGACUUCGAAAGAGACAACUACGUUGAAUCCCAUAGAGAAACACCAACUGCCUUCAUUCAGAUCACACUGUUCGCUAUCUACCUCGAUUAAGACAAUUUUCUUAGAUGAUUUUAGUUUUUGAGCGUAAUGUUUACUUUAGAAUAUUUAUUUUAGGCUCUUUUAGAUUAUUGAUUAGAUUUUUGAAGAUAUUUCUAAGUGGUUUGUUGAUUUUAGUUUUCUCGUGGAUCAAAAAAUGCAUGACGUAUCAAAGCAUUUUUUUGCAAUAAAAUUGGAGUUUAUUACUAUGUAUAAAAUGUUGAUUAUUAUAAUAGAGUUACUGCUUUGAAAAUUAAGUUUAGAAUGAAUAAACCCCAAUGGAAUGCAUAUUAGAGAAAACGAUGUAACAAAUCACAAGCGUAUAUUUUGAAAUCAUGUUUUUCCUUUUUCGCAUUUAUUUCUGACAUAAUAUUCUCUUUGAUUCGUUUGUACUCAAUCCUAUAAUUUUGAAUUCCAUAAGUUACUUUCGAGAAUAAUUGUACAUGAAUAUUUGAGAAAAAUGGCGUUAACUUUUUUACCAUGUUAUUUGACGUUAAUAAACUGCGUGACGUAUUUUUGUGUAAUUUAUCUUUUGUAGAAUUUUCUUUGGUCUCUUUUGUAAUAAAC
Molecule: messenger RNA, 1200 nt
Organism: Ostrinia nubilalis (European corn borer)
Lineage: Eukaryota; Metazoa; Arthropoda; Insecta; Lepidoptera; Crambidae
Product: dynein light chain Tctex-type protein 2B-like
Exons: 3
Coding region: 91-648 (185 amino acids)
Biological process (GO): microtubule-based movement
Cellular component (GO): cytoplasm; cytoplasmic dynein complex
Molecular function (GO): dynein intermediate chain binding
Source: RefSeq, a predicted model, not a curated record